AGAAAAUGCGACAGCAGCUGAUGUGCUAUUUAUCAAACGUUGAGGGAAUAUUGCUGCCAAAGAUAGGAACAAUGCAAAACGGGUAUACGGACUCCCCAGGCGUGGGCAGCCCCGCCGUCAUUGUCCACCACCAGCAACAGCCGCCCCCAGCUCCUGCUCCUGGGAGCCCUCCUGCAGGACGGCGAAAGGGCAGUCCGCAUUCGCAUUCAGGCAGCAAAGAAAAGGGCAGCAGUGCUGGGAGCAAUAAGGGCGCUAGAGGUGUACCUCAGAGUUUUGGGUACGUGAAGAGGAAUGGAAAUGGGCACCAGACGGUGGUUGUGAAUGGGGCGGCGAUAGCUAAUGGACAGACCAUCAUGCAAGUAGUUCAGAAUCCGACAACCGGGAAAACACAAGCUGUGUCCGUAGUUCCUAGGACUAAGGUGAAAGUUUCCGGAGGCACGCAAACAUGUUCCAGUGAUCUACAGCAGCCUCACAAAGCCAGCCCUCCAGCAUUCAAAAGCUACAGCCUAACAGGCAACACCGCGAAUCAGCUCAGCCAAUCAGUGCGCGAAAGGUUGAUGAUGGGCAGUCAAAGCCUGCCCAAAGGAGCAGUAGGAGUCGUGCAUCAUGUGGACUAUGGUCCAGUUAUGAGGACGGCAAGACCUAAAGCCAGCGAUGGUUCAUUGUCAGACACGCAGGCCAUUGAAUCAGCUGGAAACCCGUAUGCACCCUGGUUAAGACACAGCAAUACCUAUUCUGUGGCACCCCGUUUGUCAGAAACCGAUAGCAUGGAGUCCCUUACCAGCUUGCCUAGCCACAGAAGCAGUUUGACACAUACUCGUCUGCUCAGGGAUUCACCGUCAAGAUUGAGUCGGAGUAAUAGCAUCAGGUCCACCAAGUCCGAGAAACUGUACCCGUCCAUGCUUCAUAGGAACAAUAGUACUGGUGGUCCAACUUCUGGCAGCAUAUGCGACCCGUCUGAUGUUGAGCCCUACUACUGCGUGCCCAGUGGAGCAGCGCCAUUGAGCCACUGGUCACAACCUACCAGUCCUGCACCUAACGCUUCUGGAAGGUCUUUCCCGUUGUCACCUACGCAUCCUGGAGUGCCGUCAUCGCAAACUGGAAGACAUGGGAUGCCGAAAAAUGAUGAUGUUCAUGGAUCUUCCAUAAGUUUGGUGUCUACGGCAUCCAGUCUCUAUUCCUCAGCCGAAGAGAAGCAAGCCCAUGAAAUAAGAAAACUCAGAAGGGAACUACAAGAAGCUCAGGAAAAAGUACACACUUUGACGUCCCAACUAAGCACCAAUGUGAGUCAUUUUUGUAGUUUCGUAUUUUUUCUUUAAUUAAUUGUGUCUCCCUUAUACGCUUUUAGUUACCUUUCUAUUCUUCGUAAACACAAAUGAUUCUUGAUAGAUGUUUGAACGCAAAACCAAGUGAAACGUGGUUAACUGGUUGAAGGUGUCAGGUUCCUUAAUUUUCAUCGUACAGAAUCACAAGCGGAUGAGUUAUAGGAUGCA
Messenger RNA from Acanthoscelides obtectus, 1493 nucleotides. Lineage: Eukaryota; Metazoa; Arthropoda; Insecta; Coleoptera; Chrysomelidae. The record is from the annotation of a GenBank genome assembly.